GGGCUCCCGGGCGGCUGCCCGCUAUUCAGGCCCAGGUACGAUCUAAGUCUGGAGGAAAUGAGAGCUUUGACAGUUCAGAGAGUGAAGUUCACCUUGGGCCUGCCUCUGUUAAAACGUGCAUUUCAGGAACAGGCAGAGAAAACAAAGAAUUUCAUCAGUCGAAGCCUCGUCAUAGGAGAAGUCCUCUCCACAGCAGAUAUGGCCACAGCAGUAAAGUGUGGAAUAAUUUAUUGGCUAUUCGGUGGUGUGGUCAGGAAUCUCGGAAGCCCAGGACAUGUAACUAAGUGGCUUCAGCCACUUCAGGAGCAGAAAUACACUGGGAUGUUUGCAAUGACUGAGAGGGGCCAUGGGAGCAACGUGAGAGGGAUCCAGACUGAAGCCACUUUUGACCUCUCUGCACAGGAGUUUGUGAUCCACACCCCGUGCGAAGAGGCUGAGAAGAUGUACAUCGGAAAUGCCAUGCACGGGAACUAUGCCGCGGUCUUUGCCCAGCUCAUUGUGGAUGGACGGCCUCAAGGGCCCCACUGCUUCAUCGUUCCUGUCCGCGAUGAAAACGGAAACUUGUACCCAGGAGUGAAUGCAGCUGAAAUGAUGUACAAAGAAGGUCUGCAUGGUGUGGAUAAUGGAAUUUUAAUAUUUGACAAGGUUCGGAUACCAAGGGACAACCUGCUGGAUAAGUUCGGUUCGGUGACUCCAGAGGGGCAGUACCGUUCCCCUGUUAACAACAAGAGUGCAAGAUUCAACGCGAUGCUGGCAGCACUGACCCCUUCGAGACUGGCCGUGACUUUCCAAGCUAUAGGCGCCAUGAAGCUUGGGUUGACGAUAGCCAUUCGCUACAGCCACAGCCGGAGGCAGUUUGGGCCCAAAGAGAAAGACGAGGUCAGGAUCAUUGAGCACCAAACGCAGACCCUUCGGCUGAUGCCUCACCUGGCCACGACCUUGGCCCUGACCUUCACCAGCAGGUAUGCCGGGGGCCUCCUCGACAAGGAUGUCUUCCAGGGGAAGGAGCUGGUGGACAGCCGCGCGCUGCAGGCGCUGGUGGCCGGGCUGAAGGCCUACAGCACGUGGGAGAACAUCCGCUGCCUGCAGGACUGCCGCGAGUGCACCGGAGGCAUGGUUGUGGUGCGGGAACUGCUGGCUCAACACACCAAGCAGUAUGAAGAACGACUGCUCGCUGGCCUGCUCCGAAGCUGGGCUGAGGCUGGGGGCGACAGGCUCAGAACCAGUUUCCUGGCGUUGAACUUGGACACCGUCGGUAGCCUCAUCUUUCUGCUGAAAGCGGUGAAUUUUCGGGAAAGGGUUCUUCAGCGGGGGUUGGUGGCCAGGAUUUAUUACAAGGUGGUGACCAGGAAGGAGGGCUUCUUCAGUGCCUGGAACUCCUGUCUGCACCAUGUCUCCUCCCUGUCUCUGGCGCACAUUCACAGAGUUACUUUAGAGCAGUUCUCGCUGGCAGUGGGGCGCUGUCCCGACCAAGAGGCCCGGGCUCUGCUAAUGAAGUUUUGUCUGCUGUAUGGAACCAAGCUGGUGUUCCAGGAGCGAGCCUGGUAUCUGGAACGUAAAUACUUGACUCCCACGGCGAGCACGAGGAUUAGGAGCCAGUUGCUGGAAUUGUGUGCCUCGGUGAAGGAUGAUGCCCUGAGGGUGAUCUCUGCCUUCAACAUUCCGCACACCUACCUGCCCGCGCCGAUCGCUGGAACCACCAACCCGCAGGCCACCUGGGCCUUCUAUCCCGCGCCGCAGCAGCGCGGGGCUCGGGGAAGGGCGAGCUCUAGGCCGCCCAAAUCCGCAGCCAGGUUGUAGCGGGCGUGGCGGCGGGA
This is a messenger RNA of Miniopterus natalensis, 1817 nucleotides long. The record is from RefSeq and is a predicted model, not a curated record. Lineage: Eukaryota; Metazoa; Chordata; Mammalia; Chiroptera; Miniopteridae.